AAGGGAUAACCCGACAACCUUGGAGGAGAUGUUGCUCCAAUUGGACAUGGGGGAGAAAAUGGCUAGAAGAGAAAAGCUGAACGAAUAUGGGCAGCAUAGAAUGUCUUGUGCCAACAGUUCAGACAUUCUUCGAACUGCAAGGAACGCGCUAAACCAGUAUCCUCGCUUUUCUCUGGAUGGCAAAGAUGCCAUGUACCGGUCUUCUUUCCAUGACAUGUCUCCUUUGCUAACCACAAGUGUUGGUGUUAGAAAAUCAGUAUGCUGCAACCGCGAGCUGAGGAAAAUGGAGAUGAAAACUCAAACUCAAACUCAAAACAUGCCCCCGGCAAUAGCAGGGGCGCGAGUGGUUUGGUGUAAACCAGGAGUAGUAGCUAAGUUAAUGGGACUUGAGACCAUGCCAACAUCAAUACACAGAAAGCAUAGUAAGGAUAGAGUGAGUGCAAUUAUCAAAAGCCAACGCCUGAGGAAACGGUACCAGAUGGAGAGUAAGAGAAGAGGAAGGGUGGUGGUGGAAACGAGCUGUGGUGGCCACAACUGUAGUGUAAAGAGAGGGACGAAUAAUCAGAAUGUGAUGAGCUCUUGUUCAAGAAAUGGCUAUUGCGUUAUGAAACCCGUCGCAAUGGACCUACCAAAAGCUCACAAAGAAGUAGGCUGGCCAAUGCGAGGUGGCGUUUUGUACAGAAAUAACAAUGACAUGUAGUAAGAUUUUUCUUUUUACUUAUUUGUUCAACUCAGGUGCUUUUGUCAAUCAUAUAUAGAAGCGGACUAUCUUUUGUGUAUGCCAAAUUAAUUGUCUCUAUGUUUUUUCUAAUUAGUUGGAUGUGUGAUGUGUAUAAAAAUUUCAUAUGUGAAUCCGAAGUUCUACCAGUAACAAGUUUUAAACUGGAACUGCUAAUGUACCAAAAUUGUGUUUGAACAUUUUAGCGUCAAACGUUUGUAGGGUUUUAAGGUGUGAAUAGGAAAAUGUACCUUUUGAACUGCACAUCUUCAUCUAACCAUUUCUUUGCCUUUAAAUACUAAGGCAUUAUUUCAGAUA
Molecule: messenger RNA, 1036 nt
Organism: Nicotiana tabacum (common tobacco)
Lineage: Eukaryota; Viridiplantae; Streptophyta; Magnoliopsida; Solanales; Solanaceae
Source: RefSeq, a predicted model, not a curated record